AAAUCUGUGAGGCUGAGCUCAAGUCUUUCAAUCUUGCGAUUCAGAAAUACAACCCUACUAUUACUAAUAACACGAAGGGGAAACUCAAAAAUAUCAAAAGAAGGAAUAUCAAAAAGAAGGCAAAAUUUCCUUUUGCUCGUCCCGAGCUCGAGAAAAUAGCCUCCCGUACCGACCGAGUCAACAACCUGUUAUCAAAUGCACUUCACAACCUUACUCUGUAAAUUAUUCCUUACUCCCCCCAGGGAUGCACAGGUUUUAAUUAAUACUAUGACAAGAUAUGUUCAGUCUACCGGGCGCGAAAAGCUGAUAGGAAUUGGCGACUCGACCAAUACAAUAGUAACCGAGUUGAAAGCCACUAACAUAAAGCUAGAUGCGAUUGACUCCAGAGGGAUUACUCUUGAAACGAGCCUUCAAAACAAUCAAACAGCCAUUGCUGACAUAUUGCGAUAUGUACGCGAGAUCCAAUCAUCCCAAAGCAGUCAAGAUUCUGCGGGAGAAAUAUUCUUCCAAAGGUUGAUGUCAAGACCUGACUACCUCAGGGGACUCCUUAACGCACAAUCCGACUCUCCCAGCCAGCCGAUGGAACAGGAACCACGAACUUCCCCCCGACUGCAUCGUUGGAGGCACACAAUCACUAGCUGCGACUGCCGCUACCGUCAGCAGCUAACUCGAGAAUUCGCUAGGUGGACCGUCUUCACACGCUUCGACGAAUCGAUUGAUGAUUUCCUGCAUGAGCGUGGUUGUCAUAGGUAUAGCGACGAUCCGGUAAACCAACAACACACGAUCGUAGUCGUAUGCACUGCCUUACGUCGCUUACUCAACAUUGCGGUUGGGGUUAGUCUCAUGUGGAAAACCGGCGCUGGUGGGGCAAGCAUUAGUUCAGGGAUCGGAUAUUACGCCGUGGUGGAUAAGAACCGCUCUCCGGCAUUCCGCAUCACUCAGAUAAUGGGGAAGGCCAAUUGGGCCUUUUCCUCACGUCAAGAUACCGACGCGUCAUAUUCAGAAGCACAAGCGAAUUGCCGCCAGAUUAUACGCGCUGGAACAAAGAAGAUACAACAAAUUUUCGCCAAUAAGGCUUCCUCUCCCACAGAUGUGUGUGACGAUGGUACAUCAUUAAUUGAAGGAUAUAUUCAAAACUCCAUAAGUCAAUUGGCACGAACCUUUAAACAAAUUAAUAAUCUCGUAUAAGUAUUACCACCAUGGUGCACUAGAUUUGGGUAGACGGACAGUCAUGAUCGACCAUGCCCUCCUAUCAACUUUACUUCAAGCUAAGUGGACGCGCUACGUCGGUGGCCCGACGAUGUGUUCGACCAGGUAAAGUGCAGUUCUCAAAUGAAACGUCCAAAACCGCUGACAUAGCAGAACUGCUUUGGCUCUAUGUAUAAGCUCUAUGGAUUCUCAGUUAAACAACACGCAUGACA
This is a messenger RNA of Hypoxylon trugodes, 1421 nucleotides long. RefSeq lists its product as uncharacterized. The record is from RefSeq and is a predicted model, not a curated record. The transcript has a single exon. The coding region runs from base 196 to 1188 and encodes 330 amino acids. Lineage: Eukaryota; Fungi; Ascomycota; Sordariomycetes; Xylariales; Hypoxylaceae.